Oldenlandia corymbosa var. corymbosa is the source of this 246-nucleotide messenger RNA. The record is from the annotation of a GenBank genome assembly. NCBI's taxonomy places the organism in Eukaryota, Viridiplantae, Streptophyta, Magnoliopsida, Gentianales, Rubiaceae.
AUGGGUGACGAUAACAUUUUCAACUUGAACGGAACAGUUUUCAUUCGAUUUGGAACAUCAAACGACAAGAUUUUUGUUGGCAUUUCUUGCAUCAAAAAAGUUCAUGUGCAAAUAUACAACCAACUUAUGGAGCUGUGGGAACGAAGAACCUCCUCCGGCCGCCACCUUUCCGGCCACCUCGAAUCAUACAACCCGAUGAGAUACAGAGCGGAUUCCGCAAUGUCAUGGAACCUCAUCAAGCAUUGA